This is a messenger RNA of Camellia sinensis, 4462 nucleotides long. The record is from RefSeq and is a predicted model, not a curated record. NCBI's taxonomy places the organism in Eukaryota, Viridiplantae, Streptophyta, Magnoliopsida, Ericales, Theaceae.
AUCACUUCAAUCUGUUACCAGUUGGUGCAUGUUCCAUCAUUCAUUGGAAACUGAUGAAUCAGUGAUCAUAUUAUGAGUCGAAGGACUCACAGGCAAUCGUCCUGAAAGAGAGAGGAAGAUGCAAGAAAUCUCUACUGCUUGUUUAAUUUUGGGACGAAGAUUAGCUCAUAAUUACCGAAAAGGUACCACUCUUCUUCCCUUUCUCAACUUCAAGUUCAAUCCAUUGUUGUCAGCAGCAUCAAUUCAUACCCAAACUUCAACAAACCCGAACCCUAACCCUAACCCUCCUGAUCGGAGGCAAUUACAGAAAUUAUUGUUAGAGAAAUCGAAAUUGGGUUUUGAUAAACUCGAUGAUGCUCUUAGUUUGUUCCAUCGGAUGGUCCGAAUGCAACCCCUGCCUUAUGUUAUCCACUUCACUCAGCUGUUAAUUGGUAUUGCCAAAAUGAAGCAUUAUUCCACCGUUAUUUCUCUGUUUCAAAAAAUGCGCUUGUCGGGUAUUCCGGUUAAUGACUAUACCCUUAAUGUUGUAAUUAAUUGCCUUUGCCGCUUGAAUCGAGUAGAUUAUGGGCUUUCUGUCUUAAGUAGUUUCUUCAAACUUGGUUAUGUACCGGGUGUAUAUACUUUCGGCACUCUAAUGAAUGGGUUCAUUUUACAAGACAAGACUGCUACGGCCAUGGAAUUGUUCAAUAAAUUGAUAAAAGAGGGAGAAAUCAAACCUAACGAAGUUAUGUAUGGGACUAUAAUAAAUGGGCUUUGCAGGAUGGGAAGUACUACAACUGCUAUAGGGCUUCUUAGGAGUUCGCGAAAAUGGAACUAUAAGCCUACUGUUGUGAUGUAUAACACACUUAUUGACGGUCUUUGCAAGGACAGAAAUGUGGAUUAUGCUUUGAGCCUCUUAGUGGAAAUGGCCCAGCAGGAUAUUAUACCAGACUUGAUCACUUACAACACUUUGAUUCGUGGAUUAUGUAAUUUAGGCCGGUGGGAGGAAGCAACAAGAAUGUUGAGAGACAUGACAGACAAGAAUGUUUUUCCAGAUGUUCUUACUUUUACUACACUGAUAAAAGCACUUUGCAAGGAAGGCAUGGCAAAAGAAGCGGAGGCUAUUCUUGAAGUCAUGGUCCAAAGAGGUGUUGGUCCCAAUGCAGUCACGUACAGUACACUGAUGGAUGGUUAUUUUUUGCAAGGCCAAAUGGACAAAGCAAUAGAAGUCUUUCAUUCCAUGGUGGAUAAGGGCAUUGAGCCGGACAUUCUUUGCUAUAACAUUUUGAUCAAUGGAUAUUGCAAGAAUAUGAAAAUUGAGGAGGCCAUGAAUCUUUUCCGUGAAAUGCCUCGUAAAGGAUUGAAACCCACAAUUCAUACUUACACUGCUAUGUUGCAGGGAUUGUUUGGGGUUGGUAGGUGUUUGACUGCUGAAGGACUUUUGAAUGAGAUGCAAGCUAAUGGUCAGCGUCCAGAUUUUUAUACUUAUUGUGUAUUACUGGAUGGAUUAUCCAAGAAUGGCCGUAUUAAUGAAGCAUUGUUGCUGUUUCAGGAGCUAGAAUGCAGUGCCAUAAAUCCUGAUAUUACUAUGCACAAUAUAUUAAUUAAUAGAUUUUGCAAAGAUCGGAAGCUUAAGAUGGCAAAGAUUCUAUUUGGUAACCUUUCUGCUAAAGGGUUGCAGCCCGAUGUUCACACUUUUACUAUGAUGAUUGGUGGAUUUUGUGAACAAGGGCUAUUGGGUGAGGCAAAUGAGUUACUCGUGAUGAUGGAAGAGAUGGGUUGUAUGCCUAAUCAUGCAACUUACAAUGUUAUGGUCCGUGGAUUCCUUAAAGCAAAGGACUACAAUGAAGCAAAAUUACUUCUGGAGAAAAUGACUGAGAGUGGCUUUUCAGCAGAUGCAUCUACUUUAGCUACAGUCGAUCUACUCUCAGCUAAAGGUCAAGAUCCUAGUCUCUUUCAUAUGAUUGAAAAGUUGGUGCGAGAUGAUAGACAUGAAAUCUGUAACACCAAAGAAAUUUGUUAAGCCAUCAACAGGCAUGCUAUCUCUGGCGGUCACAUGUUGGAUAGUUGUUAGCUCUCUUCAAUUUGGUCUUUGAAGCAUCAUUAUGAAAAUAUAUCUUUUGGGGAAUUUGGUAGGUAAGUUUUUACUUGAUUGUUUUUAUCAUUCGCAACUUGACACUAUAAGGAAGUGAAACAAUUGGUUCAAGGCUUUGGAUCUUCAUCAUCUUGUGCUUCCAGUUCCUCCUCGGGUGUGAAUGGUUUCUUGUGAUAUUUGCUGGUUGCAGAUUGAAGUUCUCAAAGGUUUUGGUGCAUUUCCUGAAUGAUAUGUUUUGGCUGAAGCAAGUUACAACACUUGGCAUGUCAAAUAGACUAGGAGUUCCAGCAAUUCCCAUUCUAUACAACUGAAUGAUACCAAUGAAGAAGAAGGCCAUACUGGAAAGAAUGCGCAAAUUCAAACUGCAACACGAGACCUGAAGUUCCUUGGCAGAUCAGUGAUGAGGAGAGAUAGAUUGCUAAUUGUAUUUAUAUGAAUAUACUGGGGGUUGGGUUGUUUGUAACUACAAUAUGACACAUGAAUGUUCGUGUUCGCAUCCAGUCAUCAAAGGCAGCUAGAGUUCAUGGCCUGAGCUCUUUUAAGUGCAGGCAGUGUUGCAGCAACAAUUCAGAGGGAGAAUGCUUUGGUCACUGUCUGAUUGUGUUAGAAGGAAUAACUGCACUGAUUGUCUGUGCAUCUGACUGUACUUUUGGGUAGAUAAAGAUUGCAUUGUUGCAGGGUUGCUGGUGCUUGACUAGUGAUUGUUAUUGAGCGAUGACCAAUGAUAAUUUCCUCUACCGUAUUGCCUUUCGUGGUAUUUAUCAUGUACUUCUGGGACCUGAGUAUUCACACUCCAUUUUUUUUUUCUUUUAGCCUCUCACAAGAGGAGUGUGGCAGCCUAAAAGUGGUGUGUGAAUUUAGCAUUAAUUACUGUGAUAUUGUCUUUAUAUGGGAUCCCCAAGAAUGCAAGAAGUAUAGUUCAUGUCUCUCUCUAUGGUAACACCAAUUGGUUUUAUACACUCGAGAACAUUGUGCUUUUGGACUUCUUUGGCCCUCACUUUUUCUCCAAGAUUUUUAAUCCUUUCAGACGUAGCAUGUGGGUUUAAACUACUUUGGUCAAGAUGUGAUUGUGUGUUUUUUUGGAGCUGGACUGAAUAGGCACAAAGGAAGUUCAUUCUUUCAGUCAGGUUUGGCACUUGGCUGUGUAAGUAUGGUCUCUUCAGUUUGGGGAAAUCUUGAUUAUCAAGUCCACAUGUAUCCCAUCUUCAAAUGAACAAUCCCUUGACUUCACGUCUUUCACACUGUUGUAUCAGAUUGUCAUUUCUUUCUUAUUCCCUUCCUGUACUUUUUAUUAUUAUUAUUUAGGUGUGGUCCUCAUUAAACUCUUACAGCUUAAUUACGUUAACAUCCAAAAUUGAAAAUAGUUCCUCAGUUUUUUCUUUAGUUCCAACCAAUUGGUGUUUGUUAUUGAUAUGAAGCAAAACUCCUGGUAUCAAAUUCUGUUGUCUAUUUGAAGGAGGGAAGGGGGCAUUUGUAUUUCAGAUGGCGCUGAUCGAAAAAUUAGUUCUUCCUUCAUAGUGAAACAAUUUAUUAUGGCAUUGACUCUAGAGUAUCAUCUUUAAGGGAAAUUGGUGGUGGAUUGAUUGGGAUAUCAGGGCUUUUAGGUAUUAAUUCAAAGGCUGAAACGUAGGGAACAUGCUGGUUUUAAUUUUUGAGUUUUUGGAUUUUCUAUUACUACAGGAUUUGAAUUUGGAUUGAUGGUGUUGACCCUUGGAAUGUGAUGCCUUAAAUUGGUUAGCAAGCAUGACCAAUGUUCUAAUUAUGGACUUUUUAUGUACUAAUAAGUGAUUCCAUGAUCUAUUGUGGUAACAUAUUUAAAGUGAUUCAUUAACAUUUUGCAGGUAACAUUUUGUUGCAUGGCUCAGCUGUCUUCCUUAUUUUGCAGCCACUCUGAACACCAAGAUUUGGCUUCUUCAAGGUUCCACCAACUUCUCUACCUGUAUUUCGUUUCUUUAGCUUGAGAUCGAUGGCCACAAAUGAGGUGCAACCUUAGCUCAUUGUUCGUAUCCAUUGUCUAUGGUGUCAAUGUUACUUUCUGGCACACUCCUUGGUUUUUUGGCAGCAACUUGAAUUAUUAUCAACUCGGUAAGUUUUACUGCUUACUGGGCCUAUUAAGUGGAUUGAAUUUUUUGCAUGACCUCCUCUGAGCUAGACCGCUACAAGUACAGAUCAACAAGGCUGUGAAAAUGAAAGGGAAAUUCAAACUGUGAAAUAAUAACUCCUCUCAUGCAUGUAUAUUUGUCUUCCAUCUCUGCAGGAGGGAGAUUGUAACUACAACAUGUUCUCAUCCAGUCGUCAAAGGCAAUUCUCUAAAACUUUGAAACUUCACGAAGAAUUUAAACUUCUCUUCAUAAGUUGAACUGAUAAUCUCAUAUUACAAAAUGGUUA